AUGAGUAAGGAGGAGGAUAGCAGUGCUGCUGAUAGCAGUUUCAAUGACUCUAUCUUGAAAGACGAUUUUGAUCUUUCGACAUUGAAGAUCGCACAAUUGAAAACUGUGUUAACUAGCAAUGAGAUCGGGUUCAAAGCACAUGAUAAGAAGGCUUCUUUGGUAAAACUCGUUGAGGAUAAUUUGGGCAGUAUUAGAAAGAAUUUAGAGAAAGAUGGAGGUCUCAGUCCGCUUGUUAUUCCCAGUGUUAAGGUUACGAAGAAAAAGCGCGAAAGCAAAAAAAGGAAAUCAACUACUCCAGAAUCCCUGGAGAAAUCUUUGACCAAGGCAAAGGCUAUUAAGAAAUCAACCAUCAAGGAGGAAAAUGAGGCAAAAGAUGGUGAGAGGCCUGUUUCAAAGAAGAGAAAGAAAAGGACAAAGGAUGAGGAUGGUCAGCGCAGUGAUACCGAAGAUACCAAACCUGUGAAAAAGACUCGUAAAACGAAAAAGAAGGUCAAAUCGGAAGAGAUUGGGUCCCCGAUUGCAAAAAAAAUUACCACGAAAUCACCUAUCAAAUCACCUCACAGAUCAUUGAUUAUAGACAAAUUUGAAUCGUCAGAUGAUGCAUCAGAUGAGACUGGUAAAGACGAUAGCUUCAUAAACUUUUCCAUCAAGAAAACAGCAAAACCAAAGAAAUCUGAAUUUCCAGAAGCAAAUAGCAUAUUGUCGGAUAUCCCAAACGAGCAAUCAUUAAAGACUAGAGCCGAAUUCCCAUCAGUGACAGAUUCGUCCUUGAACCCAUCUACUAGUGAGUCCACACCAAUCAAGAAAAAGGUUGAGGAUUCCAAACCAGCCAAAACCUUGCAAAAAGUAGAACAAGAGUCAGUCAAGAAAGAACUGCCGGAAGUUCCAGCGACUGAACUGCCAACUUUAAGAGAAGUAAAAAAAUUGCAGGAACAAGUGAACCAAUCUAUUAUUACUGAAACCGGGGAAGAGAGCGAUACCACUAUUACAAAAGCAGAAACUUUUGCCAAGGAUGAAGAAAGCGAGGAAGAGGUCCCAAAAUCUGCAACCGAAGAGCAGUCAGAAAAUUUGUUAGAGGAUGAAAACGAAGUUGAUGGGGGUGAUGAGGGUGAGCGUACAAUUGUUAAGGAUCCUACCUCAAUAAUUGAGGCCGCUAAGAAUAAAACAGACGAAAUACCUACUCAAGAAACUAACAUCUCUUCGAUAAUUAGAAAAGGAUUGAUAUCAACUGGGCGCUUCUUACUGAAAGUCAUUUCGUUUUUAUUAAUACUGUUGCCGAUUUUGUUUGCGUUGUGGUAUCGUGAACAAAGAAUCGCUGUUGGCUUCUGUGCUUCUGAGGUUGACAUUCCAACUCUUGGUAGAGAAUAUUCUAAUCCAUAUAUCAACGAAUUCGAAAACCAAUUAGAACGUUUCAAACCACAUUGUAUCCCAUGUCCAAGCGAUGCCAUAUGUUACCCUUAUUUGGAGAUCAAAUGUAAGCCGGGAUACAUUGUCGAAGAAUCUCCAUUAUCUCUUCAUGGGUUGAUUCCUGUUCAUGCUAAGUGUGUGAAGGACUCCAGAAAGCAGAAGCUUGUACAAGAAGUUGUCAAAAAGACGCUUGAACUCUUAAGAACUAAAAACGCCCAAGAAUCUUGUGGUGAAGAUGAAGAUGACUAUAAGAGCGGAAUUAGUAAUGCAGAGCUUUACGAAAUUUUCUAUGAGUCCAAAAAGCCAUGGAUCAAUGACGAAGAGUUCGACGCAUUGUGGCAACAAGUCGAGGUUGACUUGAAAGAGGAACCUGAGAUUAUUUGGAGGCAAUUACCAACAAGAUCAGGAAACAAUACUAUUUCAGGAGACUCCAACGACAUUGAUACAUCCAACUGGGACGUUGAAAUUGAAAGACCGGAGGGACAUUUUCAAGAAACAGAAUUCCAGCAGGGGUAUUUUCGAUCUACGUCUAAGAAGUACAUCGGUUUGAAAUGCCAAUUUGAAAGGCAAGUUCACACAACUUGGAAAAGAUAUCAAAGAAUCAUUCUGACCGUUGUAUCUUUACUAGUAAUAGUCCAACUUUUGAAAAGGUACAUUUCUAAAAAGCUACAAGAAAGAGAAAGAAUAGAAAAGAUUUCACAACAAGUGAUCAAGAGGUUGCAACAAGCGAUUAUCCUGCAAAAACAACCGAGAUACAUGUCAUCUGUGCAAUUGAGAGAUUUGAUCUUAAAUGAUAUGAACGAUUUGAACGAGAAGAACAGGCUUUGGGCUCUGACUACCAAGAAAUUAGAUGGUAAUACCAAUGUGAAGUCGACAUUGAUGGAAAUCCACGGGGAGAUCAUGAAAUGUUGGGAGUGGAUUGGUGUAUUGCCAUUCGAGAACGAAUCUGACGAAGGUUCCACAAAAAACAAGAACAACGAAAAUGAUCAAAAAUCACAGGAGUAG
Molecule: messenger RNA, 2412 nt
Organism: Kluyveromyces lactis
Lineage: Eukaryota; Fungi; Ascomycota; Saccharomycetes; Saccharomycetales; Saccharomycetaceae
Exons: 2
Coding region: 1-2412 (803 amino acids)
Cellular component (GO): nuclear inner membrane
Molecular function (GO): chromatin binding
Source: RefSeq, a predicted model, not a curated record